AGAGAGAGAGAGAGAGAGAGAGGGAGCUGUCGGGGACGCGCCUGCCUGUGAGCUGGUGUGGUGGUGUAGUUGGUGUUGUGGUGUUGUUGGUGCAUGUGGGAGCAGGAGCAGAGACUCCGCAGUGUCUUGGCAGCUGCAUUCGAGCAUCUCCCACCGCCCGCUAUGGCUCCCAUGCCUGAAUCCUCCUCUUCAUCCUCCUCCUCUUCCUCCUCCUCCUCCUCCGCGUCUACUUGACAAAAGACAAGCGAUAUGAACUCGAGAGGAAACUGAGCCCGGACCUUCAGCACCACCCACCCGCCCACCCUCCGCCGCUUCCCCGGUGACAGCCUCAUCAUCCACGCAUAUUGAGAAAAAAAAAAAACACCCGCAACGAGAUUUUUCUUUAAUGGAAAAUGGCGAUAGGCACAAGGUGUUGCAGCAUCGCCUGCUUGGUAUCUGUCCACAUCCUCCUGGCGGGAUUCAGCGCGUCGUGGCCUGGAGCGGAGGCGCUCACGUUCCCACAGCAGUACACGAUAAUGCACUGGGCCAGGCGUGUGGAGCAGGAGAUUGACAGAGUCUUUCAACAAAUCACCGGAGCUCAGCAGUUGAAGGGGAUCUACAAUGAAGAAAGACGACGAUUCAGUCUGGUGAAGAAUCAGCCACGGAAGAUUGUGGAGAAGGUGGCCUCGGACAUUGAGAAGCUCCUGGCUAAGAAGCGCAAAGCACUUGAGAGGUUGGCCAGAGAAGCAGAGCGACUCCAGCGAGAGCAUCCCUGGCAGGAUGGAAUCAAGGAGCUGGAUAUGGCUUACUACGAUUCCAAGGCUGAGCUGGAUUAUUAUUCGAUGGAUGGCGAGGGAGAGGUGGAAAAUCCCUCCCACAUCAAGCUGGAGUUUGUCUAUGAUCCCAACUUCAAAAACAAUGUCAACUAUUCCUACACGGCUGUUCAGAUCCCCACGGAUAUCUAUAAAGGAGCUCCAGUCAUUCUGAAUGAGUUGAACUGGACGCAGGCGCUGGAGAAAGUCUUCAUGGAGAACAGUCGGGAGGAUCCGUCAUUGCUGUGGCAGGCGUUUGGGAGCGCGACGGGAGUCACACGCUACUAUCCAGCAACACCGUGGAAAGCCCCCGAUAAGAUCGACCUGUAUGAUGUCAGGAGGAGGCCCUGGUACAUCCAGGGAGCCUCAUCCCCAAAAGAUAUGGUCAUUCUUGUUGAUGUGAGCGGCAGUGUCAGCGGACUCACGCUCAAACUGAUCAAAGCGUCAGUGAUGGAAAUGCUGGACACGUUGUCUGAUGAUGACUAUGUCAACGUAGCCAGGUUCAACGAGAAGGCCGAGGCUGUGGUUCCUUGUUUCAAACAUCUAGUCCAGGCUAACGUGCGCAACAAAAAGAUCUUCAAGGACGCGGUGCAGCAGAUGCAGGCGAAAGGCACCACUGACUACAAGUCUGGAUUUCAUUUUGCCUUCAACCAGCUGUUAAAUAAGACAAAUGUCCCCAGGGCUAACUGCAAUAAAAUAAUCAUGCUGUUUACUGAUGGAGGAGAAGACAGAGCUCAGGACGUCUUCAUGCAAUACAACUGGCCCAACAAAACAGUUCGAGUAUUCACCUUUUCUGUGGGUCAGCACAACUAUGAUGUCACACCCUUACAAUGGAUUGCAUGUACAAAUAAAGGUUACUAUUUUGAGAUCCGUUCCAUCUGUGCUAUAAGGAUUAACACCCAGGAGUACCUGGACGUGCUGGGACGCCCUAUGGUUCUGGCAGGCAGCGAAGCCAAGCAGGUCCAGUGGACCAAUGUGUAUCAGGAUGCAUUGGGUCUUGGCAUGGUAGUGACCGGGACUUUGCCUGUAUUUAAUCUCACCAUGGAUGGAAACUCACAGCAGAAUCAGCUGAUAUUAGGUGUCAUGGGAGUGGACGUGCAUCUCGACGAGAUAAAGCGACUGACACCACGGUACACUCUUGGAGCCAAUGGAUACAUAUUUGCCAUUGAUCCAAACGGAUAUCUUCUCCUGCAUCCUAAUCUCAAGCCAAAGCUCGUGAACCUCCCUGAACCUGUGACGCUGGACUUCUUGGAUGCAGAGGUGGAGGACAGCAAUAAAGAGGAGAUCCGCAGACAAAUGAUUGAUGGAAGACCAGGUGAAAUACAGGUCAAAACGCUUAUCAAGUCCAUUGACGAGCGAUACAUUGAUGAUGUGUACAGGAGUUACACCUGGACUCCUAUCAACGGCACGGAUUACAGUCUGGGUUUGGUACUACCCACCUACAACGAGUAUUACAUCCAGGCGGACCUGAGUGAUGUGAUGCUGCAGCUCCAGUACAUGCAGUCGCUGCUGCCAAGCUCCUUUGAAUUGUCAGGUCAUGUGUUUCUGGCUCCGAGGGAAUACUGCAAGCGUCUGCACAUCUCUGACAACAACACCCAGUUUUUGCAGAACUUCCUUUCGCUCAUGCUGGACAUGUCUCCAGAAUCUGAUGAGUGUGACCAAGGCCUCAUCCACAACUUGAUUCUGGAUUCUAGGAUUAUCGGGCAGCUGGCUUCUCGUGUGUGGAAGAACAAGGACCUGAAUUCGUACGGCUUCCUGGCGGUGUUUGCGUCGACAGAUGGAGGAAUAACACGGGUUUUUCCCAACAUAGCUGCUGAGAUGUGGGAGGAGGAUCCUGAACCUUUUAACUCAAAUUACUACAGACGAAGCCUGGACAACAGAGGAUACAUGUUCAGAGCUCCACUGAGAUCCUCCGUGGAUGACCCUCUAGGUGCAGAAAAUGGUACUGUUGGAAUCCUGGUUAGUUCAGCAGUUGAGGUGAAUCUAGGGGGCAAACUGCUCAAACCUGCAGUGGUUGGAGUGAAGCUGGACUUGGAAGCGUGGGUCGACAAGUUUAAGAUCCUGGCCAGCAACGUGUCGGACAGUCGACAGGGUUCACACAAGUGUGGACCAUCCAGAAGUUGCGAGAUGGACUGUGAAGUCAACACUGAUGACCUCCUCUGUUAUCUCCUUGAUGAUGGAGGGUUCCUGGUCAUGUCCAAUCAGAGAGAUCACUGGAAAAGGAUUGGACUUUUCUUCGGCGACGUGGACCCUUAUCUGAUGCACGCGCUCUACAACAACUCAAUUUUCUCCCGUCGUCAGUCGUUUCACUACCAGUCUGCGUGUGAGCCUGUCAGCAGCAGCCACACCGGUGCAGCACCCAGAGGCAUCUUUGUGCCGUCCAUUGCUGACAUGCUCAGCCUGGCCUGGUGGACGUCCACUGUGGCAUGGUCUCUGUUCCAGCAACUACUGUAUGGACUGGCGUAUAACAGCUGGCUCUAUCAAGACAAUAUCCUCACUGAAGGCUUCGAGACAAGAGAAAGCAGCUGCGUCACCAUCCAAAGCCAGUUUUACUUUACAAACACCACUAACUCCUACAACGUGCUGCAGGACUGUGGGAACUGCUCACGUCUGUUCCAUGCAAAGCGGAUAGAAAACACCAACCUGCUGUUUGUCGUCGCCGAGACUCUGCCCUGCAGCUCCUGCGAGAUAGAGAGACUGACCCAGGUCAGGACAGAGUUUCAGGAGGAGAAUCCGUGUGAGGUACUGAGUAAUGCACGGUAUCGUAAAGGCCCGGCUUCCUGCUUUGACUACAGUGCCUUAGAAAACGCGUCAGAGUGUGGACGGGGUCAUUCUCUGCAGUCCUCCAUAGGAGUCCUUCUCUUUAUUCAGCUUCUCCUGCCUCUCUUUCAUCUCUGACACGUGCAAACACUCAGCCAUCUUUCAUCUCUUUGGGUUAAGGCUCAGAUCUAGUGAAGGUCACCUCAAACAGCGAGUGCAAAACUCUCAUCUGAUCUACGAACAACACAGGGGUAAAAAGAAAAAAAACAUCUGGAUCAGCUCUUUGUGUUUUUUGCCUUAUUGCUUAAAUGCAUUUGUUGGUGUUUCAGGGCUUAAGUGCAACAUAAAGGUAAAGAAUGUGUUGAAUGUGCAUGCUACAAAGGACUAGGACAUGCAUGACAUUUUUGGGACGCCAACUCCGCCACAUAAACUGUCUCACAAAAAGUCAGGCAGACAGCAGAAAUACAUUUUUUAACAGUUCAGUCAAUACAAAAUAAACCAACCAGCAGGAACAACUGUUAAAUGCAGUGAUGGCUCUACAGAGGAUCUAAAAACUUAGGGACGUGUUUUUACUUAAGUGUGGUUUCAAUUCUGUAUCUAGGAAAGUUCAGGCUCAUAUUGACUCAAGAAGAAGUUUCCAGAAUUGGCAACAAAAUUAACUUCAAUGAUCAAACAUAUCAUAUGACAGCAGAAGGCCCCCAUCAGUGUGAUAUAAUCUUGUUAUUACUGCUGUAUUAACAUGUGCACAGCAUGUUAAUGUUGUAACUCACUGAUCAUUUAAACUAACAAUCCACAGUAUCAUGGUUAAAACUAUAAAAUGAGAACUUGUAACUAGAAUGAACUGAGUAAUAACUAUAACAAAUGCAUUAAGGGAAGUAAAAGGUGCAGUACUUUGUUAUUUUUUCCACAAGUGGUCAAAAACUCAACAAGGAACCUUUAAGUGUCAUAAAAUUGAAAUAGGUAGUUAAAAGCAACUGCAACACUAUACCCAGACCCAGUACCUCAAUAAACGGGCAGGGUCUUCUUGUGUGUAGUUUGCAUGUUCUCCAAGUGUCUGUCUGGGUUUUCCCCAGGUACUCCUGCUUCUUCCCACAGUCCAAAGACAAGGCAGAUAGGGGCUAUAUAAAUUGAAGACUCUAAAUUGACCAUAUAGGUGUGAAUGUGAGAGUGAGUGGUUCUUUCUCUCUAUAUGUCAGCCCUUUGACCUUUAGAGUGGACCUGGCCUCUCGCCCAAUGUCACCUGGGAUUGGCUCCAGCAGCACCCGCCUCUCCAAAAAGAAAACAUGGUGUAUCUAUAAUGAACGGAUGGAAGGAUGGAUGGACAGAGUCUAUUUUUAGAAACAACACUGCACAGGCGUCUGCUUUUACUCAGAGAUCUGUUAUCGUGAAGCCAAAACUUUGAUCGAGCAUUAAUCUGAGUUUUUAGAUCUCUCAUUGUUUAUUAUGUUGAACCAGGCUGACCUCACAGAUUUUUUUGUAGGUGUGUAUUUACACAUGUUUCCUGGGUGAAGUUAGCCUCGUCAUUUACACAACUUACGGUUGUGCACACUACACAUUUAUUAACAGCUUUGGCAUGGUCAUGUAAAUAAAUAUACAGAAUCAGCUGCUGGUUGAGCUUCAAAUGAAAUUAGCUCAGACGCUGCUUAUUGUAACUUUUGCUUUUGUGGUUUUCUUUCUUCUGCAUGUGCUGUCCUGGUAAAGGUUUUUUCUCUUGCACUUGUAGAGGUUACACGUUAAUAGAUCUGGGCCUUAACCUCACAUUCACUUCAGUGUCUUUCAGUCCUCCUCCGAUUUUUGCCAAGACAGUCUCAACAUUUUAAAUUGUUUCAUAUGUGACACGACCCAGAAUGCUUUCCUGCUGCCAUCUCAAGUAUGUUGAAUCUUUAAAUCCGUUAUCAAUAAAUUAUUUUCCUAGAGCACUUUGACUCAUGAGACAAAAGAUGAGGAAAGCUAGUAUGACCAGAAAUGCCAGUGUUAGACCUGCAGUGAGGUUUUGUGACUUUUCAUAACAUAUCAGUGAUGAAACAGACGUGUUGUUUCAUUGUGAUACGAGGAUUGUUCGAGUCACUCUUUGUUUCGUUGAAAUGCUUCCAGUCAAACAAGAUGUAAAAUCAAACAACAGACGACCAAAAGAAAAAAGAAAAAAAAACAUCAGACGUGUAUUAAUUUAGUUAAGUUGCACAUCUUCAUUUGAUUAUUAUAUUUAUGAACAUUGCAAGUGUUUAGUGCAAUAAGGCUGUUUGACAAAUGAAUUGGACAUUUUAUUCUAUCAGUAGUAUUUGGUUCAUGAUAAAAUGGAGAGUACUUUACAUGCAGUGUUAUCUGUGAAGUCCUACAGCACAGAAUGUGCAGACAGUCUGUGUGUGGCCAACAGGUUUUCAAACUUAUUCCCUUCGUUUUUGAUUGAUAGGAAGCUCUUUGUCUCCGUUUUUGUAUCUUGUGUCAACACUAUUCGUCAAAUCUGAAUUUAUGCACUUAUAUAUGCUUCUGUAUGGGGAAUGUAGCUUUCAGUGUUAUCAGUAUAUUAUUAGUGUGCAAUGCUUUUUUAAGCUAUUUUACGCUUCCCCUGAUGUCUCACUGAAAGUGAAGAUUCUCUGUGGCAGAAUAUUUUUCGUUUUAUCGUGCGUACCUCGUCAUGACAUGACAGCGAUAUCACAAAUGAUAAAGAAGCUCCAGUAUUUGUUUGGACAGCCGUGAGAUGCCCUUCAUAUAUUACUUAUUGAGUUAUAGAUGGUGCAUCAUGUACUAAUGUACAAUUGUUUAGGGUUAAAACUCUUUGUUUUGAAUGUCAAUAUUGACCCUGUAUAACAAGAGUUCUUAUUAUUUCUAUUAUACCAUACCAAAAAUUGAUAUACACAUAUAUAAAUAUGAAUAUAUAUUGCUCCAAACUUCUUAUAAUGUCACAAAUCACAGACGAUUUUAAGUUUGAUUUAAGAAGAAAUACAUUUUCUCGCUUCAAAAGAUUUAGAACGUAAGUGUCAACUGCUGCACGUUCAUUGUUCUUCACGGAGAAAAUACAACAACUGGGCGAUGUAACAAAAAGCUAAAUAUAUUUUUGAGCGUAGGAAAACUUUAAGUAACCUUAAACGUGUCAAAGAAGAUUGAGUGGCAGAGACUUUUUAACCUCACAGUGUGUCAGUGCUCGGUUCACAAUUUGGUGAUACGCACGAUAAAAACCUGAACAUAUUUUCCAACAUUGACUUCACAGCCCCUGACUCUGUUCACUGAGUUACUGCGUUACAUUAUGGUAUAAAAAAACAACUCUUGUUUGGACAAAAUAUUUGUACAACACGUUUUUUUCCCCUGUCUGCCUGGUGUUCCACCCUGCAGUGCCUUGUUGCACUCGUUUUGGAUGGCAGGAGCAUUUGGAUCCAUUGGCUGUGGACGUUCAUUCCAACACUUGAAAGACACUUGCAGGGAUUCAACUCGAAACGCAGUUGUCGGCCAGCGAAUAUACAGAGAUGCCCUUAGUGAAUUUGUGAAGCAGUUUGAAAGAGCAGAACUGAAGUGUGUUGAGCAGCUGCCCCCCCCCCUCUCCUGCCUUCUCAUGGACAGAACAGACCCUGCAGCCCCACUGCUACGUUUCUUGUCUCUCUACACUGUGGUUCAGCCCCAAAUCAAAGCACAGACACUGGCCAUUUUCAUAGAUUUCUACUUUUUCCCAUCUGCACACUGUAUGUUCUCUAUCUGAAGCCCCUCGGGUAAAUGUGUACUUUUCCACUUGGACUGACUGAAGCGAGUGAAUGUUUAUGUACAGUUCGCCUACUGUUGUGCAUCUCAGCUGGACCCGAGCAUGGCGGGGACCUGGAGAAGCAGAAUUAAAGCUCAACACUGUUGGGAGACCUCAGUGAAAACGAUGCUAUUACUCUGAGACCUGCAGUCUUUACAUCAGGUCAUAUCACAUUGUGAAGGAAAGACAUUUUGCUGAACUCUUUGCAGCCUACACUGUAUUGCUACUGUUGAGGUCAGUGUUGUAGUUUUGUUCUAAAUUACCGGUAUUUAUUUGCAUGAUAUUUUUGAGCAGAUUUGUGUACAUAGCCUGGUGGAUAUCCUGUCCUCAUCCAGCUCUCCAGCACUGUGGCUGGAGAAGCGACAGCGCCCUCUGUGGCGUUUCCGCCGCGCCGCUGAGGCCUCGGAAGGUCUUUGCCACUUGUAAACGAAAGAAGCUGAAAGUUUGACUUCAGUGAAGCCUACAUUAACUGUCAGUGUUUGCGAUUUAGGUGUUUUGCCAGAAUUAAAAGCACAGAGACGUUCGGAGUUUAGAGCAACAAACUGCCUGAUGAAACUUUUGUUGUUUAUUUAUGAGAAAUGUCUAAAGGUGACAUACAAACGCUGAUAAGGGUUUGUGCAUUUAAAGGCUGUGUAAACGGCGGAGGCAUGUGUGGGAAUGCCCAUUUAUUAAUGAACUUUAUGAAAAUCGAUUUUAAGUGUUGCUUAUUUUAUUUAUUCAUGUAUUCUUUUUUUUGUUGGCUUUGUUUUUUGGUGAAUAAUAUUUGUAUCUAACAGGAAGGAGCUGAAUGUGAUUGAUGCUUGCGUGGGCACAAUAAGCAGUUUACAAGGAAAUCAGUAAAACAGAAAAAGAUCUAUAUUUGCUCUACGUCUGUGUCCUUUUCUUUACGCAAUAACAAAAGAUAAGAAUGUUAAUGUUUCUCCCUGUAAAUUUGCUUUUGGUUUUGCCGACGUCGUCAUUUACAAGGGACAGUUUCCUCUCUUUGUGCCAGUCUCCAGCGCCACCUCAUUUUUGUACAGACGAUGUGAAGCAGUCGGCAGAAGAUGGAGGUUAACUUUGUAAUAAUUUUGUCAGUCACAUUACAAAAUGGAUAUUUAAAUGUUUAUAUCUUUGGUGAUUAAAUGCUAUUGAUAUUUUUCACUUCA
Messenger RNA from Platichthys flesus (European flounder), 8426 nucleotides. RefSeq names its product voltage-dependent calcium channel subunit alpha-2/delta-2-like. Bases 393 to 3689 code for a protein of 1098 amino acids. Gene Ontology annotation, molecular function: voltage-gated calcium channel activity. Gene Ontology annotation, cellular component: voltage-gated calcium channel complex. The record is from RefSeq and is a predicted model, not a curated record. The transcript is spliced from 38 exons. NCBI's taxonomy places the organism in Eukaryota, Metazoa, Chordata, Actinopteri, Pleuronectiformes, Pleuronectidae.